CUGACAACAGUGGUUCGAAAUAACAAGGUACGCACGUGUGUUUUAACUUAAUUUUAAUUUUCGGUAAAAAUAAUGAAGUUGGCAACGAAGAAAGUAAAGACUUUGGACAAAACUAAGCCCAAAAAGGAUGCUAUCAAGAAAAAGAAGCAGUCCGAGAAGUCUAAAGUCUCGAAAGUAGCAAAGAAAGCGGUUAAGCAAAAGUCAGAAAACAAAGAUGAGAAGCGGCCAAAGAAGAAAGUGACAAAGAAGUCUCACAAAAAGGAUUUGGAAGGUCUUAAGGAUCUAGAUCCGGAGUUUUAUGAUUUUCUGCAAAAGAACGAUAAGGAACUCUUGGACUUCAAUCUUAUGGACAGCGAUGACGACGACGACGACGAUGAAGAUCACAACGAAGAAGAGGUGAAAGAAGCUGGCGAGGAAGAGAGCGACGAGGAUGAUGAGAAAUACCAUAAGCCCAGCGAUGAUCUGGCUGUUGGCAGCGAUGAGAGUGAUUUCGAAGGUGACGAUGAUGACGAGGAGACGACAGCCGGUGGAGUGCAAAAGAUCACACUGAAUCUGUUACGUCAAUGGGAACUGCAGCUGGGCAAACCCAAUGUGCCCAUUGAGACAGUGCGUCAGGUGAUACAGGCCUUCAAUUCGGCCCUGGCCAGCAUCAGCGCUGACGCUGAGGGUGAACAGGCGAAUGCCGCUGCUUACAAAGUUGUGGGCGCUGCCGCCUUCAAUGGUGUCAUCCAGUUGUGUGUGCUCCAUCUGCAGCCGGCGAUCAUCCGAAUGCUGGGUGUCAAGCCCAACAGCAGUCUGCCGCUGCACAAGCACAAGAAGUGGGUCAAGGUGCGCGGUUGUCUGCGUUAUUAUCUCACGGAUCUGAUUCGGCUCGUGGAACAAGUGUCCAGCUCCAAUAUACUCAAUGUGCUGCUCAAGCAUCUGCAUCAGAUGGCCGGCAUGGUGGCGCCCUUCACGGCUCUGGGCAAGACCAUACUUAAGCGUCUGAUUGUGCUCUGGGCAACGGGUGAUGAAACGGUGCGAGUUUUAUCCUUUUUGUGCAUCCUGAAAAUCACACGUAAACAGCAGGCCACCAUGCUGAAUCACGUGCUCAAGGCCAUGUAUCUGGCGUAUGUGCGGAAUUCCAAGUUCGUCUCGCCCAACACAUUGCCGGGAAUUAACUUUAUGCGUCGCUCGCUGGUGGAGAUGUUCGCCCUGGACUUGAAUGUUAGCUAUCAGCACGCCUUUCUCUACAUCCGUCAGCUGGCCAUUCAUCUGCGCAAUGCGGUCAUACUGAAGAAGAAGGACAGCUUCCAGGCCGUCUACAAUUGGCAGUAUAUCAAUUCACUGCGUCUCUGGGCGGAUCUACUUGGAGCGAGCACGAAUAAGCCGCAACUGCAGCCAUUGGUUUAUCCACUGGUUACUAUCACAACUGGUGUCAUUCGGCUUAUCCCGACGGCACAGUAUUUCCCAUUGCGUUUCCAUUGUCUGCAGUCGCUCAUCUCGCUGGCCAAGGAGACGAACACGUUUAUACCCAUAUUGCCAUUGAUUGUGGAGGUGCUAAGGAGCAACACCUUCAAUCGCAAGCACACAUCAGUGUCCAUGAAGCCAUUGCAAUUCACCUGCAUCUUGCGUCUGAACAAGGCACAGCUGGCGGAGAACGGAUUCCGUGAUGAGGUCGUAGAGCAGGUGUGUGGUCUCCUCUUGGAGUAUUUGGCCCACGAAUCGGCCACAUUGGCGUUCAGCGAUCUUGUCGUGCCGGUGGUCAUGGCCAUCAAGGCAUAUCUCAAGGAGUGCCGCAAUGCCAACUACACGCGCAAGCUGAAGCAGUUGCUGGAGAAGAUUCAGGAAAGUGGUCGCUUCAUCGAGCAGCAGCGUGGCAAGAGCAGCGUCAACUUUGACCUGAAGGAUGCAAAGGCUGUGCAGGCCUGGGAACAGCAGGUGCGCAACAAGCGCACUCCAUUGGACAUCUACUACACCAGCUGGCUGAAGACGCACGAGACGAAGAAGCGACGCCAAGCGGCUCAAGUCGAUGACAUCAAUGCCGACUAUGAUGUGCCCAAGCUGAAGCGACCGGCGGCAAAGACUGGUGUCCCAGUGCGCAAUGAGAAUGGCGAGCUGGAGCUGUUCCCAUCGGACUCGGAAGAUGAGGAAGUUGGCAUACCCAGAGAUGAUGACGACGAUGACAAUUCCGAGCUGGAGGUGGAACAACCCAAGGCAAAGAAACCCAAGGCGGACAAAAAGAAGCGGGAGAAACCAACGAAGCCAGCGGUAACCGAAGAGGCAGCAGAUGAUUAUGAUGAGGCUGCAACGGCUGUGGAUAUUGUCAAGGAUUUGGAUUUGAAUGAUUGGUAAACACUUUGUGCUAGCAUUAACAUAAUCUAGAAAUACAUAUAUAUAUUUACAAAUUAAUUCGA
This is a messenger RNA of Drosophila innubila, 2396 nucleotides long. RefSeq names its product nucleolar complex protein 2 homolog (gene Noc2). Gene Ontology annotation, molecular function: transcription corepressor activity; histone binding. NCBI's taxonomy places the organism in Eukaryota, Metazoa, Arthropoda, Insecta, Diptera, Drosophilidae. Bases 73 to 2334 code for a protein of 753 amino acids. The transcript has 2 exons. The record is from RefSeq and is a predicted model, not a curated record. Gene Ontology annotation, biological process: negative regulation of transcription by RNA polymerase II; ribosomal large subunit biogenesis. Gene Ontology annotation, cellular component: Noc2p-Noc3p complex; nucleoplasm; Noc1p-Noc2p complex.